Aspergillus eucalypticola CBS 122712 is the source of this 1166-nucleotide messenger RNA. Its product is annotated as kinase-like protein. The record is from RefSeq and is a predicted model, not a curated record. The transcript has 2 exons. Lineage: Eukaryota; Fungi; Ascomycota; Eurotiomycetes; Eurotiales; Aspergillaceae. Gene Ontology annotation, biological process: protein phosphorylation. Gene Ontology annotation, molecular function: protein kinase activity; ATP binding. The coding region runs from base 1 to 1146 and encodes 381 amino acids.
AUGGCGUCUUUGCAUUGGCUGGACUAUACGACGGAAAGAAAUUCAGAGCCCAUCAGUCGCUCGCAAACAUCAAUCUAUUACAUCGAAGGCAACAAAUGGUGGAUUAGAGUGACUCUACUAGGCCCGACCGCCAACCUCCCCUUCGACAACGCCGGAGAGCAGCAAACCACCAAGCGUGAACGGCGCGAGUUCUUCCAGAGCUUUGUUCGACGAAUAGAUUACAAAUUGCUUCCUCUCCUCCCGCACACCGUAACAGAGAUCAUCCUAGGAGAUGCAACAGCAACCGGUGUUGAAGUGGAGCUUCAGCUUGACGAUGCUUCUGGCACCUCACAAAAUCCCACUACGGCUCUAAGAUGCAACAUCCAAGAAGACUUUCGCAGUGUCGCCUAUCCUUCAUGCGACGAAUUCCCUUCCUUUCGACAAAUCAACCACAAAGAACUGACAGGUGCUACCGAAAUCACGGCCGGGGUAUUCUGGGUCUACCACCGCAAAACGCGAUACGUCCUCAAGAUAGUGGACCGACCUCUCUAUCGACGUCACGAUACCGAGGUCAUUCGCAAGGAACUGGAGAACCUCAACUACUUCGCUGGAGUACCAAACAUAGUGCAGGCAGCUGGGAUUGCCGUAUCUACAAAUCCUUACAAGACUUUUGAUUGGGAUACCGGCUUACCACUAGUUGUGACGGGCAUUCUACUAGAAGCAUAUCCCGGAGGGACACUACAGCAGGUCCUCUCCGAUCUCCGCGUCACAGAAUACCGCUGGAAGCAAUGGCCCGUCCAGAUCGGAACCGCGCUGAUUCGCUUACACGAGACAAAGAAAACUCACAUGGACCUAAAUCCGUCAAAUAUCGUUCUCGACGCCGACGGAAACGCAGUGCUCAUCGACAUCAGCGGCAUCGGAGGGUUCACGCAUGAAUGGUGUGCACCCGAGGUUCUAGGCGAUAUUCCACCGUGUAAUCUUUCAUUCGAACAACGCCAACAGAACGACAACUGGGCGUACGGGAAACUUCUAUCCGAGAUCGCAUCACAGAUAAGCGAUGAUCCGCACGUAGAGACCUUGCGCCAAGUUGCGGACGGCUUGAUGGAAAGAGAUCUUAGAAAACGCACGAGUAUAACGACGGCCAUUGCACAGCUCCAAAGUGCUUAAAUGAUAGAUAACGAUAAUCC